Messenger RNA from Symphalangus syndactylus (siamang), 1996 nucleotides. It is a transcript of the gene TAAR1, whose product is annotated as trace amine associated receptor 1. NCBI's taxonomy places the organism in Eukaryota, Metazoa, Chordata, Mammalia, Primates, Hylobatidae. Gene Ontology annotation, molecular function: trace-amine receptor activity. Gene Ontology annotation, cellular component: membrane. Gene Ontology annotation, biological process: G protein-coupled receptor signaling pathway. The record is from RefSeq and is a predicted model, not a curated record.
GCUCCUCCCAGUUAUAUUUCUUGAUAACAUAUUGUUAGCUUGUUUCAGAAAGAUUUAUUAUCAGCUUUUGUUUUGGAUUUUAAUAUUUGCGUCAUUCUGUCUGUGUGAACUGUGGCCUAUCAUAGAGCAGCAGUGGGCUCUAGCCAGCAGCAGGUAUCCAGGAGAUUGAUGCAGACUGGUCCCAAAGGCAGUGUUCCUGCUGUCUGCUCAUCCACUGACUGUGUUGACUCUUACCUGAGCAGGUUUCUGGAAUAAGUAUGUGCAAAUACAAAAUAAAAAUGAGAAGGAACUGUAAACUGAUUAUGGAUUUGGGAAAAAGAUUAAUCAACACACAAAGGGAAAAGUAAACGGACAGCCCUCAGGAACGAUGCCCUUUUGCCAUAAUAUAAUUAAUAUUUCCUGUGUGAAAAACAACUGGUCAAAUGAUGUCCGUGCUUCCCUGUACAGUUUAAUGGUGCUCAUAAUUCUGACCACACUGGUUGGCAAUCUGAUAGUUAUUAUUUCUUUGUCACACUUCAAACAACUUCAUACUCCGACAAAUUGGCUCAUUCAUUCCAUGGCCACUGUGGACUUUCUUCUGGGGUGUCUGGUCAUGCCUUACAGCAUGGUGAGAUCUGCUGAGCACUGUUGGUAUUUUGGAGAAGUCUUCUGUAAAAUUCACACCAGCACUGACAUUAUGCUGAGCUCAGCCUCCAUUUUCCAUUUGUCUUUCAUCUCCAUUGACCGCUACUAUGCUGUGUGUGAUCCACUGAGAUAUAAAGCCAAGAUCAAUAUCUUGGUUAUUUGUGUGAUGAUCUUCAUUAGUUGGAGUAUCCCAGCUGUUUUUGCAUUUGGAAUGAUCUUUCUGGAGCUAAACUUCAAAGGCGCUGAAGAGAUAUAUUACAAACAUGUUCACUGCAGAGGCGGUUGCUCUGUCUUCUUUAGCAAAAUAUCCGGAGUACUGGCCUUUAUGACUUCUUUUUAUAUACCUGGAUCUAUUAUGUUAUGUGUCUAUUACAGAAUAUAUAUUAUAGCUAAAGAGCAGGCAAGAUCAAUUAAUGAUGCCAAUCAGAAGCUCCAAAUUGGAUUGGAAAUGAAAAAUGGAAUUUCGCAAAGCAAAGAAAGGAAAGCUGCGAAGACAUUGGGGAUUGUGAUGGGAGUUUUCCUAAUAUGCUGGUGCCCUUUCUUUGUCUGUACAGUCGUGGACCCUUUUCUUCACUACAUUAUUCCACCUACUUUGACCGAUGUAUUGAUUUGGUUUGGCUACUUGAACUCUACAUUUAAUCCAAUGGUUUAUGCAUUUUUCUAUCCCUGGUUUAGAAAAGCACUGAAGAUGAUUCUGUUUGGUAAAAUUUUCCAAAAAGAUUCUUCCAGGUGUAAAUUAUUUUUGGAAUCGAGUUCAUAGAAUUAUUAUAUUUUACUGUUUUGCAAAUCGGUUGGUGAUCAUAUUUAUGAACACAACAUAACGAACCACGUGCUCCAACCACACGGAUUUUUUUUUUAAUCAGUUACUUGAGUCAAAGUAUGUAUGGUGAAUUAAAUUAUGAUGCUUAUAGGAAAUUUCCUAUUUGGGACAUAGUAGGUAUACUCUUUUCCAUUCUUACCACACAUAUUGGAACUUUGCAAAUCCAGCAUUUAAAGGCCUAUAUUUUAUAUAACUUUUCCUGCCCUUAGAAGAACUGCCAUGAGUUUACUGUGGUACCUUAGUCAGCUGUUCAGUGGUGGAAACUAUAGGGCUGAAUUUGAGGAUGCAAAUCAGAAUGAUUUUGUCAUAUAUGUAUACAUGUCCUUGUCACAUAUGUGUAUAUGUCUUUUAGUAAAAUCAACUAAAAGUACACACAUUAAAUGUUACUGCUAAAUAAUUGACACAUAAUUUGUUAUUUGUAUUGUUAAUAUAUAUUCCAAUCCUUAAAUAUCUUGAUCUUCACAUUUUUAAGGUAUAUUUUUCUGAUUCUCAUGCUUCUAAGAAAUUUGAAAAAUAAAGGAAAAUAUAAAAAUAAAAUAUAUACAAACCAAA